AUGCCUGCAUCCGAUGAUCGAAUCACUCGUCCCACCGACCCCGACAGCCUGGUCCUCGAAGCCUGGGGUCAAGGGUUAAUGGUCGGCAGUCUCCUGGUGAUGGCUGCGGUCACGGUCGCCAAUAUGAAAAAGCACAUUCUUCUCCAUAAGUUGAUUCUCGCAGAGCUCCUCCUGGCCGUGGCCCACGGCACAUGGAUCUUCUCCAAAGAACCCAUCUACGGCUGGCACCUCUCUGUCAGCGCUAUUGGGCUGAAUGUCUCUUGGAGUCUUCACAACGUCAUCGCGUGGAUGAAGAACCGGCCCUUCUUCUCGAAGAGGGUAUCUCGCAUAUACAUCAUCACGGUCUGUUUGGCGCAGCCGUACUGGGUUGUCGAAAUCUACGCCAACUUUACAUACUUUAACAAUAUCAAUAAGAUCUUCUUGACUACUCGACCUCUGGAGCCGUUGUUUCGUGACCCAUGGUGGGUGCUGACCACCUGCUCCCUUUUCUACACGAUCAAGCGCGAGUACAACUUCGGCAUCACCGAGCUCGUCUAUGUGAGUCCCCGGUUCGGAAUCAUGCUCGCCUCAAUGUGUCUGUCCCUCGCCUUUGUCAUCGUCGACGAAUGUAGUGUUCUCGGCGCCUUUAAUAGUGCCUCGCUACCUUCGGGAGUCCAGCCGUUCUGGAAGCUGUCAUUCAUAUUCAAAUGUUUAUGCGAUACGGUUAUUCUCGAUGACUUCAAGACAGCUCUCGAUCGACUCAGAGCGUAUUGGUUCCGGAAGCAGGUUAGACGGGGAGACAUACUGCUCCAUGGAGGGCCGGGCUCGCAUCGGCUCGGUGAUCGUGCGCGUGCGGUUGAUGAGGUCGAAGACAUUGACCUUGAAGUGCACUCCAGCCAUGAACAGCAGGGCAUUAUACUGAAGCAUCCAGGAUCUGGGGACAUUCCGCGUGUAUAUACGAGAGAUCACAUGGGGCGUUCGCCUGUUUGA
This is a messenger RNA of Aspergillus calidoustus, 969 nucleotides long. Lineage: Eukaryota; Fungi; Ascomycota; Eurotiomycetes; Eurotiales; Aspergillaceae. The record is from the annotation of a GenBank genome assembly.